UGCCAGUCGGGCGUCUCCCCUUCCCCCUCCCCAUAACCGCCCACCGUUUCAGAGAACGAGUUUUCCCACUGGGAAAAAAAACUACUUGACACCCCCGCUUGCUGUAUGCUCGCUCUCGUCGACACAUAAACACAAAGACAUUAUUAAUAAUCCAGAAACACAGCAUACUAAUACCUACCCUCCCAUAAUACGCCAGCCACUGUUUUUAUCCCCCUUCUCCAACCUCCCCAAAAAUAUCCCACGCUCAGCCGACGCUCAAAUCCCGGCACCCGUUAACAGUUUCUGCCCUCCCGAUUAUUCCGAGCGACUAAAAAAUCACAUCUACUCGAUUGGAAGUCGCUUCCCCCCACCUCUGGCCCUCCUGGAGUCUAUCGUUAGCAAAGCUUGUAUAUAGAAGGUCAAUAAUCGAGAAAAAUGACGGCCGUGGCUGAAAAUCCUCGAAGCCCCGAUGAGUUUCUUUCGGAAUACUUGGAAUCAGCGAUAGGAAACCUCCCCUCAGAGCUCGCCUUCAACAUGAGCGUCCUGCGAGACCUCGACGUGAAAUUCCACUCCAUGGUCGAGUCUAUGCGGCAUAACUCACGGUCCUAUUCCGCGAUUAUGAAGCAGCGACGGACGGCGGGGUCGGCCGAGGGCGCGCCGGUGAUUAUUGGCGCGGAUAAGGAUGCGAGAGGGGCCUUGGUGGGGUAUCGGCAGGAUUAUAAGAUGGCGGUCGAGCAGGCGGAUAGGAAGUUGGAGGCGAGUCAGAGAGUGUUGGAUCAGUUCACAUCCCACUACAGCCGCCUCGAAAAAGCGCUGCACCAAUUCGAAGAAGAAGAAGCCGCGCGCCACUCGCACUCCACAUCCACGCGGAAACGCAAACGCACAACGAGCGAAACUGACUCCCACAUCAUCGGGGUCACGCCCUCCCGGCGCCGUAUCCGCCAAAAAUCCGAGUCCGUCGCGCUGGAGGUCCCACAAACCAUACCCGAGGUCGCGGUCGGGGUGGCUACAUUGGGGAUGAAGACGGGAACGUCGGAAGACGAGGAGGUGUAUUGUAUCUGCCAGCAGGUCUCGCAUGGGGAUAUGGUCGCUUGUGAUAACCAGGGCUGCGCCAUCGAAUGGUUCCACUACGCCUGCGUUGGCCUAACAACACCCCCCAAGGGUUCCUGGUACUGCACCACCUGUCUCUCACAAGGCAUUGGCCGAAAUCACCCUACACUGCCGACACCGGCGCCGGACGAGAUUAUUGAUGUGGAGGGGGACGAGGAUGUGAAGUUCAUGGUGGAUUCGGCGAUUGCGAGUCCGGUGUCCAGUUUGGGGGAGGAAGGGAGAGGGAGUGGGAGGAAGGAUACGGCGGCGGCGGUUAGGAGGAGGAAGAAGAUGGAGGCGAGGGAGAGGGGUGGCGUUUAGGAGGUCUCCUCGCUUUCGCCGCCCCCACGUCGUACCCGCUUGUCGUGUGCGUGGAGAAAGGGCCAGCUGUUCAUCUAUUUCUCUCUUUUUGGUCUCAUUCUCAACGCGGCGUGUCUUCCUCCACCCCCUCCUCUCUCCCUCUCUCAUCGAGCGUAGUGCAUCCAUCCAUAUAGUACAUUCCGCCGUAUCUCUUCUGUAUUACAUAGUCCAUCAUCCUGGUUUCUUCGUACAUAGAUCUCCCUCUCCCUCUCUCUGCAUACCCCAUCCGCAAUGUAAUCAAUAUACACGGUCUUUUCAGUCUCAUAUUGUGGGUUUUCUUUCUCGGGGCUCAAG
Messenger RNA from Fimicolochytrium jonesii, 1722 nucleotides. RefSeq lists its product as uncharacterized. The record is from RefSeq and is a predicted model, not a curated record. The coding region runs from base 415 to 1389 and encodes 324 amino acids. The transcript has 4 exons. Lineage: Eukaryota; Fungi; Chytridiomycota; Chytridiomycetes; Spizellomycetales; Powellomycetaceae.